Molecule: messenger RNA, 372 nt
Organism: Paecilomyces variotii
Lineage: Eukaryota; Fungi; Ascomycota; Eurotiomycetes; Eurotiales; Thermoascaceae
Product: ubiquinol-cytochrome c reductase complex 14 kDa protein
Exons: 4
Coding region: 1-372 (123 amino acids)
Biological process (GO): mitochondrial electron transport, ubiquinol to cytochrome c
Source: RefSeq, a predicted model, not a curated record
AUGUCUGCGCCUUCUCUCGCCAACUACAUCGUCAAGCGCCCUGCGCUGACCCGCUUCCUGAUGCCCAUCGCGGAGUGGUACACCAACGCCGCCGGCUACAGGAGACUCGGAUUGAGAUUCGAUGACUUGAUCCCCGAGGAGAGCGAAUCCGUCCAGACUGCCAUCAAGCGUCUGCCCCCCAAGGAGGCCUACGACCGUGUCUUCCGUCUCCGCAGAGCGUUCCAGUUGUCCCUUUCCCACCAGCUUCUCCCCGCUGCUGAGCAGACCAAGCCCGAGGAGGAUGUCGAGUACCUCAGCCCCAUUAUCCGCGAGGUCGAGAAGGAGCAGGCUGAGCGUGAGGAGCUGGACAGCAUCAUUGUGAAGCGGAAUUAG